Molecule: messenger RNA, 1067 nt
Organism: Macadamia integrifolia
Lineage: Eukaryota; Viridiplantae; Streptophyta; Magnoliopsida; Proteales; Proteaceae
Product: NAC domain-containing protein 90-like
Exons: 3
Coding region: 105-902 (265 amino acids)
Biological process (GO): regulation of DNA-templated transcription
Molecular function (GO): DNA binding
Source: RefSeq, a predicted model, not a curated record
UUAAAUUUUAGAACACAAACAAACAAACACCCCAUGAAAGUUCAUCAAAGCUGCUACACACGUAUACAUCUAGAGAGAGAAAAUUAAGAAAAAAAAGAGAGAGAAUGGAUAAUAAUUUGCCACUGGGUUUUCGUUUCUACCCAACAGAGGAAGAACUGAUUUCUUUCUAUUUAGUUAGCAAACUAGAUGGAGCAAGACCAGACCUGGACCGAGUUAUACCAAUUCUUGACAUUUACGAGAUGGAUCCAUGGCACCUCCCACAGUUCACUGGAGAGCUGUGUCUUGGAGACCCAGAGCAAUGGUUCUUCUAUGUGCCAAGACAAGCGAGGGAAGCCCGUGGAGGAAGAACGAGUCGAACAACCGGUUCUGGAUACUGGAAAGCUACAGGCUCUCCUGGCUAUGCCUACUCUUCAGGGAAUCGGAUCAUUGGAAUAAAGAAAACCAUGGUUUUCUAUAAAGGAAAAGCUCCUACUGGAAGGAAAACUAAGUGGAAGAUGAACGAGUAUAGAGCUAUUUUAGGAGAAGCCUCUUCUUCAUCCAGUAGCGCAACUCCAAAUCCAAUUUUACGGAACGAAUAUAGUUUGUGUCGGGUGUACAUAGGUACCGGGUGCUUGCGAGCAUUUGAUCGACGGCCCUCCGGCGCCACCACAAUCGAGAUGGCAAUGCAGGUACACCAAACUGUUUCUGGAGCUGGGACGACCAGUGGAAGUAUGGACAUGGCCACCACAUGUCACCAUCAGAUUAACCCUCCAAAGAUGGAGAAAAGUAGCUUACAUGACAGUUCAUCCUCAGGGGGAGACGAUGGUCAUCUCCCUGAUCAGACUAGUGAAAGUACCUUUUGGGAGAUCUCUGAUGAUGCUCUUCAUUCCCUAUUAGAAUGGAAAAAAUCUAACUGGGAUUAGGCUUAUAGUGUUGGAAAUUUUAAAUCGCUGGAAAUGUAAAUAUUUUAACUAAAAAGCUGUUUGUUUUGGGGGUCUUUAUUGGUACUACCAAUAAAUUAUUCUGAAUUCAGAUUCUUAGGUAUCUCUAAUUGGAAAUUUCAAUGAUAUUGCCACUUUUGUAUUGUC